Messenger RNA from Lachancea fermentati, 1263 nucleotides. The record is from the annotation of a GenBank genome assembly. NCBI's taxonomy places the organism in Eukaryota, Fungi, Ascomycota, Saccharomycetes, Saccharomycetales, Saccharomycetaceae.
AUGGUACUGACCAAACUCAGCGUACGAUUGCGCAUUGCGAUAGUGCAAUUGAAUCCUCAAAUUGGAAGAAUUGAUGAAACAACAUUUCGCGCAAAGCAGUUAAUAUCCCGUAUAGAACCCUACAAACCGGACAUCGUUGUAUUCCCCGAAUUUGCCCUGUCAGGUUACAACUUUCACAGUAGAGCCGCCAUUAAUCCAUAUCUCAGUCUACCUACAGAGGGUCCUGCAUGGAAUCUCUCCCGAGAUGUGUCCAAGCGACUAGGAUGCAUUACAGUUAUGGGAUAUCCAGAAGGCAGGCCCUUCAAGACUGAUGAGAAUGACAAAGGUAAAGUUUACAAUGCAGCAAUUGUGGUAGAUGGAAACGGGAAUCUGAUUUUCAACUAUAGGAAAUCCUUCAUGUAUUACACAGAGGAAGAAUGGGGUUGCUCAGAGAAUCCUGCAGGAUUUCAGACAUUCGAUUUACCAAUCCACGGAAAAGCGCGCGAUCCAGAGACCGGGCAUAUACAUGACAUUGCUCUAAAGACAGCUCUCGGAAUUUGCAUGGAUCUAAGCCCUUAUAAAUUUGAAGCACCAUUUUACGAUUGCGAAUUUGCUACAUUUAACAUAGACAACGGCACCGAAUUGAUGCUAUGCCCAAUGGCCUGGCUACAUGGUUCAUCGGUGACGCGAGACACGCCCGAUCCUGAUCAACAGAAAGAACAACUAGCUGAGGCUUUAAAGAAACAACAUUUACCGCAAACAGGAUCGCAAGGCGACUAUCAGGUUGAUAUCCAGACUUUUGACGACGGAAACUCAGAAAUUAAUAAAUGUGAGGAGAACGAUGACGAAACGCUCGACGUUCGUACCAGUUACAUUGAUCUCAAAAAGCCCGACAUGUCAAACGUAAAUUAUUGGAUGAUGCGAUUCAUGCCUUUUCUUGCACUGAGAACACGGGAAAGUUGGUUUGCUCAACGCCUUUUGUUUCCGUUGAUUGCCAAAUUCCGCGGCAUACGUAGCUCAUACGUUGGCAGCUCCAUGCAUAAAUCUUGGGUUUUUAGUGGAAAGAACGCAAUCCUUGUAAUGGCAAAUAGAUGCGGGGUAGAGGACGGGACAACAGUUUACGCAGGAAGCUCUGGAAUCUACAAAUUUAAUGGCAAAUUUGAAAAUGAAGAAGAAUCGAUGGGCGCAUCGAACAGAAGCGUAGACCUGUUAGGGAAUCUAGGCAAAGGGCACGAAGGUGUACUGCUCCGAGACGUCAAUUUUGAGAUUGAACGUGACCUAUAA